Temnothorax curvispinosus is the source of this 5543-nucleotide messenger RNA. RefSeq lists its product as uncharacterized. Gene Ontology annotation, molecular function: sodium channel regulator activity. The transcript has 5 exons. NCBI's taxonomy places the organism in Eukaryota, Metazoa, Arthropoda, Insecta, Hymenoptera, Formicidae. The record is from RefSeq and is a predicted model, not a curated record. Bases 2767 to 4152 code for a protein of 461 amino acids. Gene Ontology annotation, biological process: regulation of sodium ion transport.
AGCUGGUCGGUUGCAUGGCUACCUCGCGUAUACUCGCGUGAACGUGGAACUCUUUUACGGGAUGAAAAGAUCGCGACAAACUGACAAUUGUUUUGCAAGUCGCGGACGGAAAUGAUCGCGAGAUCGUUUCUUAACAUCGAUGAUCCUACGAGGGACGCGUACCGAUCGCAUACACGUGUGAAAUUAAAUUUUCGUGGCUAAAUGACACGGUUUAUUCGUGAUCGAGUGUUAUUUGUGCAAAUAUAAUUAGCAAUCAAGUGUAAAGUUUUCGGUAAAGUAUGGAACGGGAUAACGAUGAAAACGAGUGAAAUUGCGUCGACAUAAGAAAAACGGUGUUAAGCAGAUCCAUUCCUUCAAUUAUGAUUCAAAAGAUUCAUCUCCGAAAUUUUAAAAUGCAAGAAAUUUUCAAGAAAAUUUUAUGAAGACUCGCUAUAACGACAUAAAUAAUAAUCGUUGUAUCAUGCGGAUUUUAUUAUCAGCAAAAUACAUAAAUCGUCGAACUUCUACAAAAGAAUUAUCUUCAUUCUUUUUUGAAAAAGAAAUGCAAGUAUUUACGUCAGCUGCUGAAAAUCGGUGAUCGAGCAGAAAAAAAAUUCAUCUAAAAGAGCACUUGAUAUCCAUGAAAAGUUAAGACGCGCAAUCAGCUUAAAAGUAAAGCGGCUUCGAUUUUAUCGGAGAUAAAACUCGCUUCGAACGAGUAGUAAAUACUCGCUUUAGUCAGACAACGAAUAUCGAGAAUGUAAAAAAUAUUCUGCAGUUGCAGUUCUUUUUUUUUUUUGAGGAGGAUGCGGAUGGACGAAUAAUAAUUCUGCAAGUCUAAUCAUUUCUGUUGCUGCAUCGGCAGCUUUAUUCUCGAUAAAAAAAAAGGGGGACAAAAAAUCAUGAUAGAUUUUAUAAAAAACGAAAAUCAGAUUUAAUGAAUUUAUGCACGCAAUUUAGGAAUCAGAUAGCGCACGUCUACGGCAAUAAUGGCAAUUCCAAGAAUGAGAAUCCCAAAGGUAUUAUGGGCAAGAUAAUCGGUUAUUCCAAGGUUACUCGCAAGUGGAACAGUCAUUAGGGACUUCGUCGUGGGUGUCCCUCAGAAAAGUGUCUUUCUAACAUCGUGAUCGAUUGCCCACUAUAAAAAAAAACGCAAAAGCCUAUUACUAUUUCCUCUGUCUUCUAUUAUAUUUAAAUAAUAAUGCUGACAUUGUUCUAAAUACUUAAUGGAAGGUAAUUUUCUUCAAGGAAGAAAAUUUUGCGUGACGAAGAAUUAUAAUUAGUUUAAAAUUUAUUGGUGCGUUAAAACGUCACUCUUUUAAUUGUAAAACGGCCUUUUACUUGUUAAUUAUACGCCAGCAAAGUCUCGGCAACGACGCAGGGAACGACAGGAACAAAUUCUAACGACGUUACUUCCGACGGUAAUGGUGCGGCACAGAAAUCCGGAUCAAUAGCGCAUUUUUUAAACAGUUGUUUUAAGCGCCCACUCGAGCGUCGCGGUAAUGGGAUUACCGUCAUCUAAUUCUAUACUGUCCUAUGUAGAGCAUCCGCUCGCAACUAUACGGCUAAUGAAGUUAACACGUGGCAAUUGCUCUAAGUGCAUCAGAUAGAUCGGACACUAGAGCGUCUAGCGAAAGAACGGCGGGGGGGGGAGGAUCCGCGCAAACACAGGAGAAGACUUCCUCGGCAUUACACGCUAUUGUGCGCUCGAUUGACGAACGGUCGAUCACACCGGCUUAAAUUCCGAUCAGAGAAAUGGGGCAACCCGCCAGCGAUUGGGCAGAACUGUGAAUCACUUGCCUAAUGAGUCACUCGCGUGACACACUUGGAGCUUAUUACGAAUCUCCGGUACAUUAUCGUUGGAUUGUUAAUGUUACUGGUAACUAAUUAACUUCCAAGAAGAAAGGAAAGUUAAGAGAAAGUUACAAGUCGUUCGUUGAAUUCGAAAUCGAGCAGACUGGCGAUUUUUUGACGAGCGCUUUUUUUUCAUUCGUCAAUUUUCGUCGCUGCUGGAGAAGAUUAGAGAUUUGAAAUUCUAAGUGUUAUCUGACGCUCUUCGAAACGGCAUGACGAUCGUGCGUCACGACGUCACGCGUGUUCGUGCCCUAUAAGAGGAUGGUAGCUAUAGCGAAAUCAUCUAAUCGAUGGAAGUCGUGACAUACACACCCACACACGCACUUGUCGACCGACUUCGCGACUUGUACUUUUCAAACGGAAAUAGUAUGCGGGAAACGAACAUAGAUUCGCAACGAAAUAUUCCGGCUGCGCACGUGUGCAUUCCAGCGGGUAAUAUUAUGAAAGUGAAAAUGGGGCUGUUGCGAACGAUCGAUUCCUAGCGCGAAGCGAGAGUGCGGUCCGUUGAUCUCUCGAUUUCUCGGGUUUUUCUUCGCGCGAGACGACGAUCAAACUUUUACGAGGCUGCUAUAGCACGACGGUAAUGAAAUGUCGACAUAAAGUCGCUUAUUUUUUAUGUCAUGCGCUCCGAGAGGAAACAAAUAUAUAAUACAAUAUAAUACAUAUAAUACAUGUGAGAUUAUUUAACAUUAUCUGACAAACGAAAUUAGUUUAUCAAAUUUGGAGAGAAUUAAUUUUUGGGCGGUAACGCAUAUCGAUAAGAGAAUAAAGGUCAAAACUCCAACGAGUGAGAUAAUUUUUCAACAAGUCCGCUGCUGGAAUUAUCAAUUUUUGGGAUCACGUUUACGCAUAAAUGUGUAUAUGCAUUUGAUUGACGUGGAAUUAAAACCCCGUGGAAUUUAAAUAGAAAAAAUUCAACGGAAGAUUUAAAAAAUGGGCAGAAAGCAGAAGCGCCGCCUGAUACCGGAACAGGAUCGUAAAAUUUGCGGUAGCAUAUGCUUCUUCCAGUUCACCUUCGUCAUCAGUUGCGUGGCUUUGGUUUACCUCAGCGUGGCGAUCUACGCGCCGUCGUAUAGGGCCUUCCACGUUGGCAUCGAGCCGGAACCGGUGAUGUGCCAAACCGUUAACGCCUCGAUGGUGAAUAAUUGCGGAUGGGCAAGUUGCGGCGAGUGGUGUUUGACGAAGACGAGCGGUUUUUGUCCCCAGUAUCACGCGACCGUGAGACGUAAUGGCACCGACGUGACUUUCGAAAAUUGCACCAAGUUCAGCAGUAUGGCGUGUCCCCAGGCGAACAUGAGGAGCAUGAAACGGUACAAUUGCAACAACGGCAGCGAGUGCAGCAUGUUGACGGGGGUGUUCAACUGCAGCCUCGGACAUUGCUCGAACAUGAGCGAGCUGAUGCUCUGCCAUCACAAGGCCGACGGCGUCGUCAUCGAUAGCGAGAAGGACAAUAUGAAGCUGAACGGCUUCUUCAGCUGUCAGCACUCCAGAUGCACGAAAAUCAAGAGUACCUUCACCUGCGACCGAUACUGCCCGAGCAUUUCCACCAGCGACGUAAACGUCUAUCUAAUGCACGACGACAGUAUCAUAUCAGCCAGGUGCUCCCGCGGGAUGGCCUUGAACAGGGCGAACGGUAGCCUACCCGGUAUCAGAUUGGACAACCCCGUUAAAAUCUGGGACGAGCGGAACGGCAGUAUUUUCGCGAGCUGCUUCGCCGUGACGAACCACGGCAAUAUCAUCAGCACGGAGGACUGCGUGAACGGCACGUUGUUGGACGAGAUUCCGAUCCCCGAACCGUCCAUUAACUUCACGAGCUUCCUGAAAAUUUACGAAAAGACCCUGAAGCAUCCGGUGGAUCCCACGAAUGCCUAUGUCCCGGCACAGCAGUCUUUGACGAUCUACAAUACCUCGCGAUUGUACAUCAAUCUCGAGCGUUGCGUCAACACAUUGAGAGGCGAGUGCAGACGAUUCCAGUUUACCCACGGCCGCGACGGCGAUAAUCAGACCGCGCAGAGCAGAUAUCCCUGUUAUUACAAUAAGAACAACUCGUUAUUCGUGGUUGCACGUUUCGAUCUGAAGAAGACGCGAAUGGAGCUGUUGAUCGCCGUUAUCGUGCCGGCUGGAGUGUUCGUCAUCAGCGUCAUUACCCUGAUUAUCAUCUCGCGAUCGGUGCAGGUAGGGGACGACGCAAAAAUGCGAUGCAGAUACUGCGUUGACAAUCAAGAGACCCGGGGCGAGGACGAGGGACUCGUGGAGGCGACGUCCUCCGCGACUCAAAGUCAGGCUAAUGAGAACGAGAUCAGAAGUAUGACCCUUUAGCAGUACAAGCCGUUUGGCACGGGCGCUACACUGGGUUACGAAAGGCUGCCGUUGAUCGACAUGGACAACGCUGAGGAUUCCUUUUAGAGAAGAAAACGCGAUACUUGAUUUUCUAGCGGUCGCCGUGCCGGACAGAUCCAUCCAACAAGAAAAAUCUUGCGAGAGACAAGCUCUAAAAAUGAAAUCCGAACACAAAUGAAGCAUGUGAGGCAAAGUUAAAUUCUCGGAUGGACAUUAACGUCGUCUUCCGGAAUGAGGUGCAAUCAAUUUUUCUACAGUUACAAUGAUCAUUGUAAUGCGUAAUAACGUGGACGUUACAAUGAUGUGACCUGAUCGUUGUGCUUGAAAUGAAAUUAAACUUCAAGUAAUCUCUCUGCCAAUGAAACUCAUCGAAAGUAACCCAUUCGGGGUCCAAGUUAAUAAUACCGACUCUCUAAUUAGAUAUCGAUCGGAUACAUUUUCACUGUUGCCUUCGAUGUAUCGCUAUCACUUUGUUUGCGCGCCAGACAAACGGACGGACACUGGUAUCACAAUCGUCGAUACAUUAGUUUUAAGAUUUUACCUCCAGAUAUAUUUAAGAAACUUUCAUUAAAGUACUUGUGUAAUAUACGAUUGUUUACAUUGUCGUCGUAUUUUAUCGAACGGUAUCUAACAAUAAUGGCGUUAAACAAAACGUCUUCGCGCAAUGUGUACGAAUGAAGUGAAAGAUGAACAACAUUAAUCAACGAAGACAAAACGGAAUGAGUGAUGGAACGAAUGGAUAAACGCUGAAAUAUAUAUUCACUACAGUAAACGUCACUCCGCGAAAAUAUCCUUUUUUUACGCGAUAUAAUUGCGAUCUUUGCGCAAAAUGUGAAAUAAUCAAGCUUAUUUUGAUGUACAACGUAUAGAAUAACACGGCGACUUACAAUUAGAGCUCAUUUAAUAUUCGGUUAUCAACGAACGUGCAUUUAUAUUUUUUCUACAUCCACUUAUAUUGUGCUACACUGUAGUUGACUCCGUACUACUGUGAUUAGAUACAUCUAAUACCGCUGGUAAAAAAACACUCGAUGCGAUUUCCUAUUUCUGAUACGCGAGUACUACGACUGCCUAUAUAUGCGUAAAUUAUAGUUGUACAGUAUAUAUUGUACUACAUACUUGCGAUGCCUAAGUAUCAGUACCUUACGAUGUAAAUAUAUCAAAAUAUAUAUUAUGACAUAACAUGCUUUCAGCGAGACAUUUAUAUAUUCGUGGUAAUCGACAUUGCCUCAAUUUUCGUGCCAGUUUCGUGUCAGCGUGUGUUUCAAGUCAAUCAAAAAUAUGAUCCGUCGCGUAAUAAAUAUUCGAAAUACUUGAUACAAUUAACAAAUAUGUAUUAAUUAGAAAUAUGAAUUUUUAUAAGAGGAAUAACG